CUUAUGUUGUUUACUUUUUAUAAUUCCCUUGAUUAUAUGUACCAAAACCCAAAGACUCUUUUUUUUUUUGAAUGACCGGCUGUGCCAUUCGGUAUGUAAGAAACAGCUGUGCGGGGCAGGGGAAACGCUAUAAAACCAAGGAACCUUCGGACAACGCUCCAGAACUGAAAAAUUAUGUGCAGCAAUCUGAGCGACUUGUUUGCCUGCAUCAGGGCUCAAGAAGACUCGGAGGCGGACAGGAGCAGCACCACCCAUCGGCGGAAUAACGCAGAUGUUGACGAGGAAGCGCCCGAUCCCCAAAGGGAUCUGCUGAGGCGGCAACAGCAGCGGCAAAGGGAGCUGCUCCUCCAGGAGAGAAACUUUACAUCCAAAGUCCCCCUAUUGGAUACCCUUCCACCUUCCUUGAACGGCUGCAUCCACCCUCCUUCGAUCUCCCUCGAAGCUCGGGCUCCUGUCCCGGAACCCGAAUAAUCUAGAUCCAGCAAAUAUAUACCCGAUCACUUCUAGACGAACUAAAACUUUG
This is a messenger RNA of Drosophila ficusphila, 523 nucleotides long. RefSeq lists its product as uncharacterized. The transcript has a single exon. The record is from RefSeq and is a predicted model, not a curated record. Bases 175 to 471 code for a protein of 98 amino acids. Lineage: Eukaryota; Metazoa; Arthropoda; Insecta; Diptera; Drosophilidae.